Messenger RNA from Anopheles moucheti, 2499 nucleotides. RefSeq names its product myosin-G heavy chain. Lineage: Eukaryota; Metazoa; Arthropoda; Insecta; Diptera; Culicidae. The record is from RefSeq and is a predicted model, not a curated record. The coding region runs from base 1 to 993 and encodes 330 amino acids. The transcript has 4 exons.
AUGUUCUGGAUCCUGAGGCGAACCGGCGCGGUCAACUUGUUCAACUCCAUCAACGGCAACGGUAACGCAGCCAAAACGGGGUCCAGCAACAGCAGUAACAACUCGGAAAGGAGUAACCCUCGUCCACCGCGCAAAGCCUACGGACGGCUGAGCGGUGAAUCCGAUGACGCUCAGUCGCUCCAACGCUCGCGGUACGAUGUGACGACACCUUCACCUGCCCAGGGCUACAGUGGCAAGCUGAUAGACUUCGCGGGCAACACGGCGGGACCACCCAUUGCUGGUCCGAACGGAUCAUCAUCCACCGGUUACAACUGCGGCGAGCAAGUGCACGGUAACGGGCCAUGCUGCAACGGGUACGGCUACACCACCAACAACAACAACAACAACAACAACAAUCACAACAGCAACAUGAUCAACAACAAUCACGAAAGCAACAAUCAAACGAACGGUAACGAUUGGCUCGAAGCAGUGGGUCCACAACCACUACCGAACGUGCCAGGUCCGUGCAUGUCGACCGGUAGCAUGGUAUUGGAUGACGGCCCGUUCGACGACACGGACGACGAAGAAGACGUGAACCGGAAUCACUCGAACUAUAACGAAACUGACUCGGAACUCGAACUGGACGGGAAGAUCAAAGAGCAGCGUUUGGAGGAGCAAGCCCUUGCCCGGCUGCACGCGAUUGCGCUGUCCGACGAUGAUGACUACGAUGAGUCACUGACCUGUAAUGUAUGCGAUCGGGCAUUCCGUUGCCGCCGUCAGUUGGCGUCCCAUCAGCAAAAGAAGCGUCACUUUGGUUGCAGUGGCUGCGAUAGCCUGUUUUCAUCGCUGAUGCUGCUGGAGCAUCACAAGGAAGAGUUCGAGCACUGGAGUGAUUACGAAGAUGACAGGCGGCUACCGUGUUGUCGACGCAACCGGCGCGAUGAGGAUGACUAUACCGAUACCGAAUCUGGCACCAGCGAUGCGGAGAGCGAAGAUCUGGAACGGUUGCUUUAAGCGGCGGAUACAGAGUCCUGCCCUCCCUCCCAACCCCCAGGACCUGAUGGCUAACGAAACGACGCUUGUUAGAGGAUUAGUUUUAUUACUUUUCAGCGGUGCAUGUAUGUGCGCGCUGUAUAUUUUGGAGAUUACUAUUGUAGCAAAACCCGGCGAUGUUUUCAUGAUUGUUGCCUCCUAUGUGUUACAAUGCUCGUUCAUAGAGAUUGCCCUUCAAUGUAUAUGUGUGAGUGUGUGUACUACCAACGAGACGGAAAAAGGUUGCAUUUGGACGAUUUGUUAGAGGCAAGCAACAGAAAGCGCUCCAAAGCACGCAUUAUUGUCUGAAGGAAUAUUUAAAACAAAUGCAUAGCAUCAAUCAAAUACCACCCACAGUAGAGAUCCCGGCUGCUAACUAAAGAUUGUAGCAUGAAAUAACACCCAUGGUUACAUGUAAUGUAUUCAUUGUUGAAUAUAUCGUCCCUAAGGCCAUCAUUUCCAUAGGAAACAUAAGAUCAGUAACUCAAUCAUUACGAGACUUUAGGGUGAUAGAUGUUGAAUAGGGUAAAACGCUUAUUAUGCCAUUAUAUAUUUGCGAUUACAUUCGGCGGUGCCAUGCUCUAUGCUCACUAAGCUUUUGAAGCUGGACUGCAAAUGCAACCUGUAACCUGUCCGGACAUGCAAUUACAAGCCACAUUAAGCGUUUCUCCAAUGUAGCAUUCCUGAAGCGCUUUCCCAUUACCAUUGUUUAUCGAAGUAAUUGUGCCAGAGAUCAGUGCAUACCUACUUGCAAGCAACUGUUGUUAUGAGAUGUAAUAAUGACCGUUUCACGCUUGUUUGUACUUGCGAAGGCAGCAAAUGAUAAAGCGAUGCAGUUUAGCAACAAACAAUGUGCGCAAAAACAAUCCUAAAUGCUAUCAUGUUAGAACAGUAACACAAAGAGAACGAUUUGUAAUCUAACCGAAGACAAUGUUAAACCAUAGUCCCAAUAUAUUUACUAGCAAUCUAGCGAACAAACAAACCAAAGGCACAUCUCCAUUUAUGUAAACACACUCAGUAUUGAUGAACGGAUGAAGGUGAAGAUACCGAAUCAAGCAAACUCAAUCGUCCCAUGGUAUCCGACCCUUGCAAGCAUAUAUUCACGAUGGCCGACUUUAAGGUGGAACCAAAUUCUAUUAAAAUAUUCAUAUCACAACACGUCUAACAGAGGCUGCAGGAUUUGAAAGGGAUAGACAUUUCAACGGUGACAAAAAUGGAAACGAGUAGCUUUCAACCUAUAUCACACGUGUACCACAAAUAAAGAAUAGUAGAAACCCGCAACAUAAAAUAAGGCAACAUGAAUUUAAAAAGGAAAACAACACAACUCCCUUACUAAAAACGGAUGUACUGGCAACAGCGGAGCUGUGUUUCUAUGGCUAAUAAUCAAGUAGCAUGAAUUACUACUGGCAUGUAAAACACGUAUAUUGAACCUUAAUGUUGUGAAUGACGAGUGUAAACAAAAAAAAAACCAAACACACAAAAUAAAUU